AUGUCUAUGGAAGAGAGCAUCAGCUUGGAAGAGACCAACAAGAUCCGUAUAUCACUCGGUCUGAAACCUCUCACCGACGAUGGAGCUCCUGUAGACAACAAGGAGAAGACGGCCGAAGAUAAUUACGCUAAACGACGCGAAACGGAGGCCAAAGAACGAGAGUCAAAGAAAACUCAGGAGCGUCUUGCAAAAAUAAAAAAUCGACGGGAACUCAAUGCGUCACUUCAAGGCACAACUCUCGGUGACCCAGAGGGCGACGAGGAUACGCUCAAAUGGGUCAAGAAGAGCAAGAAACGAGAGAAGGAACUUGCAAAAAAACGGCAGCAGGAGUUGGAAAAUAUGGACCAGAUGUUUCAAGCCGAGUACACAGAACGUGAUUUAGAAGGCUUGAAGGUUAGCCAUGACUUCGAAGACUUAGGCGAAGGAGAUGCUCGCAUACUCACCCUAAAAGAUAGUCGCAUUCUUGACAAUGAAGGCUCGUGUUGUUUGCCCGAGGAUGAGCUGCAAAAUGUGGAGAUGGCGGAAGCAGAGCGUACCAAGAAAAACAAGGAGUUGAAGAUAAAGAAACGCGACUAUACCGGGUACGAUGACGAAGAGUUUACUCCUGGCCAAGAAGGGAUGAAACGGUCCGUUCUGUCCAAGUAUGAUGAAGACAUCAAUGGCGCCGGGGAAACUGGUUUUCGACUAGGCAGCUCAACACAGCAGACCCGAGCAGUCAAGCUAGAGGAACAGAAGCACCUGGCUGCGGCAGCUGUGAACAAAUCCCUUCUGUCUAUUGACUACACCAAGACCUUCCUGGACACUGAUUACCUCAAGGAAGGUGAUGUCGGUUUUAAAAAACCCAAGAAUAAGAAAAAACGCUCUUCCCGUAGGGUACCGGAGAAUGAAUUAGCGACAGAGGACUCAAUGGAGGUCGACCAAAAGCCCGUUGUACCGCGGGAACGCAACUUGGACACAAAUUUUGUGGACGAUGAUGAACUCCAGGCUGCAUUGGCUCGGUCUCGGAAGGCAAAGUUGCACAAGGCUAAUAAAAUGACUCCUGAGCAACUGGCUCAAAAAUUGGCUGAGCAACGGGUGCACGAGGAAAGUCGAGAAAUAGUCAAGAUUGAAGAUGAGCCAAUGGAGCGUUCUGAUGCUCUCGUUUUUGAUGACACAUCGGAGUUUAUUCGUGCUGUCGGAAACAACCCAGUUCCUGUUGAACGGGAGGUGAAGGAAACGAAGGCGCCGUCGCGGUCACGAGAUGUUUCCAUGGCUCCUGGAGACGAAGCCAUUGACGAACUGGAGGCUGGGGAGGUAGAGAUGAAAGAGGAAGACGAUGAGAUGCAGGACGAUGCGGCCAUCCUCGAUGCGAUAGAAAACCUGAUGAAAACUGUGGAAGCUGAACAAGCGGAUUCAAAGGCGGCGGAGGCAAUUAUGGGCACGGCCUCAGAACAAACCUUCAGGUCGGGUCUAGGCGGGACGCUCAACAUUUUGCGACAACAAGGCCUUCUUGCGAAGCCCGACUCGGAGCUAAUGGAGCGCGAGAAGGUUCAGACGGAUCGUGACCGUUGGCUUGCAGAGCAAAGACGCGCUAUAGAGCGCAGGGAAACAGAGAAGUGGCAGUCACGUGGACAAGCAAAAGACCAGGCAACACGAGAGAUGAUGAAUAGGCAACGGGAGCAGGCAGAGAUUCGCGAAACGGUCGACCUGUUCAAAAAUUACAAGCCGGACGUGAACUUGGUGUACUACGAUGAGCACGGGCGUGCUCUUACGCCAAAGGAAACCUGGAAGGCGUUGUCACAUCGAUUCCAUGGCAAGGGGUCGGGGAAAAUGAAGACCGAAAAGCGGCUGAAGCGAAUUCAAGAGGAGCAAAAACAGGCUGCCAUGUCAAGCGGUGAUACGCCAUUGAGUAUGACAAAAGCCUUUCAAAUGCGACAGGAAAAGCUUGGUCAAGCUCAUAUGGUUUUGUCGGUGGGCAACCGAGGGACGGUGCCCCAAGCGGCCGAAUUUCUUGACGCGCAUCCACUCUCUAAAUCGAGCAAGUCCAUGGGGCCCUCAAAGGGCAAGCAGAAGAAAGAGAGCAAGAAUGUGACGACAACGGACCCCGGUUUUAUGACUGUCCCUGCACCUCAAGUACUCUCAUCUGCUAGUGCCAGUCCCGUGCCAUCUGGCUUCAACUCAACAGGCUCCCCCGCUCCAAAGCCAGGAUUUUCACGAAUUUCGUCUGUUGUGGAUGCACCUUCAUCCCUAGCCUCCUCCGACAGCAUUGAACGGUCCAAAGUCACCAUUGGGUUUGCGGCGAAGAGGAAAGCGACCGAAGAAGCACCAGGUUCACCUGCCAGUAAACGACGUUGA
Messenger RNA from Mycena indigotica, 2334 nucleotides. RefSeq lists its product as uncharacterized. NCBI's taxonomy places the organism in Eukaryota, Fungi, Basidiomycota, Agaricomycetes, Agaricales, Mycenaceae. Gene Ontology annotation, biological process: mRNA cis splicing, via spliceosome; maturation of 5S rRNA. Gene Ontology annotation, cellular component: U4/U6 x U5 tri-snRNP complex. The coding region runs from base 1 to 2334 and encodes 777 amino acids. The transcript is spliced from 10 exons. The record is from RefSeq and is a predicted model, not a curated record.